Messenger RNA from Eimeria maxima, 1878 nucleotides. Its product is annotated as AAEL003179-PA, related. Gene Ontology annotation, biological process: peptidyl-arginine methylation. The transcript has 8 exons. Lineage: Eukaryota; Apicomplexa; Conoidasida; Eucoccidiorida; Eimeriidae. The record is from RefSeq and is a predicted model, not a curated record. Gene Ontology annotation, molecular function: protein-arginine N-methyltransferase activity. Bases 1 to 1878 code for a protein of 625 amino acids.
AUGCCUUCUGCAGCGGAAGCCCCUCAGGGGCAAGCUUCUGCAUCGGCAGCAGCAGCUCCAUUAACAGCAGCAACAACAGCAGCAACUGCAGCAGCAGGAGGUGCAGGACAGAAGCGGACUUGGCUGUUGCCGCAGCAGGAAGUAGAUCCAGAGGAGCAGCAGCAAAUGUCCAUGGGAAGAAAAGGAAAUGGAGACUACUGCAGCAGCAGCAGCUGCAGCAGCAGAUGCAGCAACAGCAGCAGGAGCAGCUGCAACAGUGAUGAUGAUGAGGCCUCGAGUGUAUGUACACUUGAGGAUGAUGAAUCAGAAGAAGAAAGCCCUCCUGCUCGUUGCCUCUUGUGUCCCUUUAGCUGCAACAGCAGCAGCAGCAGCAGCAGCAGCAAACAGACACCUGCUGCUGUUGUGCUGCAGCACAUGAAAGACACCCAUGGUCUCGAUUUAACAGCAAAACAUAAUUGGCUGCGUCCUACGCAGCAGCAGCAGCAGCAGCAGCAGCAGCAGCAGCAGCAGCAGCAAGAUCUUCCUCCUUUAAACUACUAUACACGUAUAGCGUUAGUAUCCUUUUUACGUCAGAAGCAGCAGGAACACGAACAGCAGCAGCAGGAGGAGGAGAAGGAGCAGCAACAGGAGCAGCAGCAGGAGUAUAGCAGCGUAAUAGAUGCAUUAAGGAAUUUAUCUGCUGCUUCCUCUGUGUUUUGCUGCCCUGAGGGUUUGCUGCUAGCAGCAGAUAAGGAAGAUCCUCUUCUAUGGGAUGCUUAUGAAUCUAGUAGUACUGAUGAUGAUGAACCUGCUGCUGCUGCAGGAGGGUUUUCUCCUAUAGUUACACCCCAUAAUACAGAAGUGUAUGAACGGGUGCUGCAGCAACGUAUUGCUGCUACCAGCAGCAGCAGCAGCAGCAGCAGCAGCAAUGCCGCUGCAGCAGGAGAAUCAAUCAAGAGGGAGGAUGACACAGCAGCAGCAGCAGCAGCAGCAGCAGCAGCAGCAACAGCAGCAGCAGAGUCUGCAGAGGAUAAAGGAUAUUUUGCUGGUUAUGGCGAGCUGUCUAUACACCGCGAGAUGAUUUCUGAUGUUAGCCGCACAGAGGCAUACAGAAACUUUCUUCUGCAACAUAAAGGUAUAAUUCGUGAUAAAGUUGUCUUAGAUGUUGGCUGCGGCAGUGGCAUCCUCAGCAUCUUUGCUGCACAGGCAGGAGCACGCAAGGUAGUAGCAUUGGAUGCAUCUGCUGCAAUUAUUCCCAUCGCUCGUCGCGUCAUCGCGGAUAAUCAUUUUUCUUCUGUUGUACAAGUUGUGCAUGCAAAAGUAGAGUCUGUGGAUUUGUAUUGGAAGGACGCUUCGGAGUCUGAAGUUGUUGCUCUGCCAUCUGGUCCUGCUGCUGCUGCUGCAGCAACAGCAGCAGGACAUGUUCCUUUUGCAUGCGAUGUAAUUGUCUCUGAAUGGAUGGGUUACUGUCUCCUCUUUGAGGGUAUGCUCUUCUCUGUGCUGCAUGCAAGAGACAAGUAUCUAAGACCUGAUGGUAUUUUAGUUCCUAACAAAGCACUAAUCGGGGUGUGUACAGCAGACAUGCGUGAGCAGCAGCAGCAGCAGCGGGGACCAUUUGGUGUGUCUCCUGUUUAUGAUUUAGAUCUAUCUGCCCUUAAGAUUGACGAUUGUCUCCUUUUUAAGGAUGCAGAUGUACAAUUAGUCCCUCCAUGUCUCCUUAAUCAGCAGCAGCAGCAGCAGCAACAGCAGCAGCAGCAGCAGCAGCAGCAACAGCAGCAGCAGCAGCAGCAGCAGGAGCAACCAAUUUGUUUAAUAGAUUUAAAUAAAGUUACAAGAGAAGAUAUUGAAAGUCUUCGUGUUCCUAUUCAUACAGAGGAAGAGAACGAAAGCAACAAAUAG